UAUGGGACGAGUAUUUAAUUUGAUAUCUAAAUGUUUAAUUCAAAACAUGUUCUUUCCCCUAGUAAACGCCAUUAAACGUCAUGCUUCAAGUUCAUUUCCUUUGACAAAGCCAUUUCCAGGCUUUAAAGACUCUAUGAUAGUAGGAGAAAGUUGCUACUUUGAUUCAUCAAGGUUUAUGGAAACCCGUACGACUACACUUGACAGUGGCCUUCGAGUCUUUACUGUACAUACUCCUGGUAAUUCCGCCGUAAUUGGAGCAACCGUUGGGUUUGGAGGAAGAGAUACUGAUAAAAUUUCUUGUGGGUCUCCCAUGUUCUUUGAAAGAUGUCUUUUUCGGAAAACAAAGCAUAGGACUAAGCAGAAAAUGAAAGAAGACAUAAGAAAAAUUGGAGAAAACGUUACUGUACAGAGUAGUCGGGAUAACCUUUUUUGCUUGGGCACUGUCGCUCUGCACGACAUUCCGCAGUGGUUGGACGUGCUUAGCGAUUCUUUAUCUAAUCCAGAAUUCACUACAGAUUUCGUCGAGCGAGAACUAAAAAGUAUUGAAUACGGGAAGGAAGAAAACCUUAACAAAGCCGAGUACGUUUUAGAACUUCUUCAUCGAGCCGCAUUUGGUAAUAAAACGUAUGGAAGAAUGCUUCACGUUGAAGAACACAGCAAGAUUACACCUGAACUACUGGCUAGUCUCCACAGGGACUACUUUACUGCUCCGAAUAUCGUUAUUGGGGCUGCUGGGGUUCAGCACAACUUUUUAGUUGAAGCCUGCCAGUAUUACUUCCGAGACUUGCCUUUGAAGCUUCCACUUUCGAAAUCUUACGCUAAAUUUGUGGGAGGCCAUUGUCAUCUUUCUACAGACAACUCAUUGACGCAUGUGGGAGUGGCCUUUUCAUUCAAGAGCAAUGGACGACUGACCAUGAAGGAGACGACUACUAUGGCCGUCUUGCAAUUCUUAUUGGGCGGAGGGAGCUCGUUUUCCGCGGGAGGGCCUGGAAAGGGCAUGUACACGAGAGUUUACGUCAAUAUCUUGAAUUCCUACAACUGGGUGGAAAUGUGUAACGCGAUGGGCGUGGGCUAUAGUGAUGCUCACUUGUUUGCUUUGAUCGGCUCCUACAAAAAUACCGACAGGAAAAAUUCAUACGGCCCCAAACUCUUUAAAAUAAUGCGUCACGAGUUAGAAGGGAUAAUCACCAACCCCAUUGGGAAUGUUGAACUGCAGCGCGCCAAGAAUAGACUUCGCUGUCUUUUUUUCUCGAACUUAGAGAUGAGGCCUAUUCUUGUUGAAGAACUUGGCCGCUACUUUUUGCAGACGGGAAAAAUUCCUGAACUAAAAGAACUUUGCACCUCUAUUGAAGAGGUCACUGCUGAAGACGUGAGAGAGAUGGUUUUGAAUAUGCUGGAUCAACCUACUGCUACUGCGAUUUUGGGCCCUUAUGAUCACUAACAAAUCUUUUUAUUCGAAUA
Molecule: messenger RNA, 1461 nt
Organism: Zophobas morio
Lineage: Eukaryota; Metazoa; Arthropoda; Insecta; Coleoptera; Tenebrionidae
Exons: 16
Coding region: 2-1441 (479 amino acids)
Cellular component (GO): mitochondrion
Molecular function (GO): metal ion binding
Source: RefSeq, a predicted model, not a curated record